Molecule: messenger RNA, 1227 nt
Organism: Oryza brachyantha (malo sina)
Lineage: Eukaryota; Viridiplantae; Streptophyta; Magnoliopsida; Poales; Poaceae
Product: protein TIFY 11e-like
Exons: 1
Coding region: 5-736 (243 amino acids)
Biological process (GO): regulation of jasmonic acid mediated signaling pathway; regulation of defense response; response to wounding
Cellular component (GO): nucleus
Source: RefSeq, a predicted model, not a curated record
CAACAUGCGUGAACUUCGCUCGCUUGUGCUAGUUUUUUUGUCGUCCUUACCAGUAGCCUAUAUAGGCCAAAUUGGCCAUGAACAAUCAAAUCCAUACACGCACACGCACAAAACCGGUGAGUCCAGAGGGAGGAUCAACGUGCGUCGCGUGCUCAGAGCCCAAGGACAGAGAGACUCACCCACCGGGCAGGCGACGAUGGCGGCGGCGGCGGAUUGCGGUGGCGGCCGGCGGAUGUUCGCCGUGGCGUGCGGCGUGCUCAGCCGCUGCGUCAAGGCCGAGGCGGCCGCCGGGAAGAUGGCGAGCUGUUACCCCGCUUCGCCGGCGGCCACGAUGUUGCUUAUGCCGGGAGCGGACGUCGUGCCGGACGUGAGGGAGGAGGAGGAGCGCGCCCAGGGGAAGAAGCCCGAGAUCGUGUACGGCGGGCGGGUGCUGGUGCUCGACGGCUUCCCCGCGGUCGGCGCGGCCGAGCUGGUGCGCGCCGCGGCGGGCGGCGGCGGCGGCGGGGGCCCCGCCGACCUGCCGGUGGCGAGGAAGGCGUCGCUGCAGCGGUUCAUGGAGAAGAGGCGCGGCAGGCUCGGUGCGACGGCGCCGUACUCGCCACGGGCACGCGGGGCGCCGGCGGCCCCUUUGCCGUUCCGGCCACUGGCGGCCAGUGCCCGCAAGGACGACGACGGAGGCGCCGGGUGCUGGCUCGAGCUGGCCACGCCGGGGGGAUCAGGCCGCGCGGCGUGGUGACACUGAGGCGUCUCGUCAUCCGCACCCCGACGACGACGGCGGCGGCGGCGGCGCGCUCGACUGACAUCAAAUUUGCUUCCUUUUUCCUGCGAUCAAGACAAAUUGGCUCGUUGGGCUUUUGAUUCGGAUCGCAAGACUCAAGGCUAAUUUACUGACAUGUAUAAAACAAGUAUUAUAUAUAUAAAUCUGGAUUAGAGAUGCAACAAUUUAUAAGAGAGAUUGGGGUUAGGCGCCUCGAUCGUUCUCUCAUCUUCGAAGAAUUUGCAGUUGCAUUUCAAAGCAUCAAUGAAAGCAAACUAAACCAUGUAAUUCCCCAUCCAUAAUUUGAUAUACAUCACGCUAAAAAUAUCGUCUGGGCCACUGAAGUUUUUCCCCACAAGGGUGAAGGCACAACAUGGCCCUUUUAAUUCGUUCGACCUUAGGUCCAUAGUGCAGCAGAAUGUAAAAAUACAUUUGCAAAUUUAUGAAUGGUUUUUUUUUCAUAUCGUUAA